UGUAUAUUCACAUUAAUGAAAUCAUGAACACUUAAAGGGAUAUAUCGAUAAUAUUAUUUAAUACUUAUUACACAAAUACAUGAAAUAUGAAUUGAGAUAUAAGACAGUCACUACAACAAAAGCAAAAAGAAAUCUGUCUACAUUAUACAAUAAAGGGAACCAGUUAUUCGAUAAAAGAGAUGUAUAUCUAAUAUUUGAAUAUGUAUUAAUUAAUAAAUGGAUUGAUAAAUAUCUUUUUAUGAAUAUAUGAUUACUCAUGACUACGAAUGUUGCAUAUCAGUUAGCUUGGAUGGAAUUAUUGGAUACAGAAAAUAAGUAUAUCCAUUUAUUACAAGAUGUUUAUGAUAAGGUUAUGAUAUACAAAGAAAUCGAAUGUAAAACAUCAAUUGGUAUUACGCAGAUUCCACUUACUCAAUUAAAAGAAAAAUUACUUGGAAAUUGGUGUGAAUUACUCUCAUUUCAUAAAAUGCAUGUUCUACCUACAUUGAAAGAAUGCAAUGGAAAUGCUAAGAUGAUCAAAUGUUGGGCUUCUGUCAUGGCACCAUGCCUCAUUGACCUGUAUACUGUGUACUGUUUAUUCCAUGAAAAGACAAAACGACUAUGUACUUAUUUAGGAAACGUUUCACGUAAAAGUGUGGAUUUAAAAAAAACAAAUGUAAAAAAUGAAACAAUUGGAAAUUAUAACACCAAUACCGAGUUAUUUAAAUCUCAACUAACAAAACCUGUACGACGUAUUCAGUCUUAUCAUGUAUUAUUGAAUAAACUUCAAAAAGAAGCGAACUUAUCUGAUGUUAAACACUUGGACGAUGCUCGUCAAAUAUUCAACAGAAUAUGUGAUACAGUAAAUGUGACAAUGAAUCUGCGUGGUUUGACGGUAGCGCCAUCAAAGUUAGGACAUUUUUUGCUAGAAGCUGAUUUUACUGUUAACCAAACAAUCAAACCUACAAAGUCAAGACGACAUUUUCAUGUAAUUUUAUUUACUGAAAUGUUACUGUUAACAAAAUACCGUGUUUCGUUUAAAACAUCAAUUUCUAAUAAUAAAAGCUCUGAAGAUCAGUUUCCAAAUUUGGACGAUUAUUUAGCAUUCUUUGAUUUUUCACAUAAUAGUAAGCUCAGUAGUAAUAAAUCAUAUGAAGUAGAGGAAGAACUUUGCCUACAUCAAAUUGGAUUAUUUUCUAAUUCACAUGAUCGAUGUUUCUCAUUAUUUACCGAAAACUAUGGAUCCACUUACACAUUUAAAUCAAACGAUAAUACAGUGAAACAGUUAUGGACGAGUACAAUCAAUAAAUUACUUAUGAAUCAAUUAUACAAUUUACGAGUUAAUACGGAUCCACAACUACAGAUAUUCAAUAGACUACCGAUUUCAAGUAGUCACUUUUCUUGGCUGAAUUCAAAUUUACCAGUAAAUCCUAAAGUAAAACAAUUAAAAGAGAAAUGAAAGUAACAUUUUUAAAAAUAACGUCUGAUUUUUCAUUUCGCUCACAUUUUAUGAAUAUUUUGAACAAAGGCAAUUUAAAAACAGUUUAUAAUAAUAUUGUUCACAGUGUGUGUGUGUGUGUGGGGGGGUUAGUUGUGUUAUAAAAUCUGUUAUAUAUCAAGAAUUGCACGUUUUACUUUAUUAAAAUCAGGAUAACGGUGUGAACAAUGGUUUUAUACAAGAAUAUUUUUCAGUUUUCUGAUAAGUCAACUUACUUUAUAAUCCUUUAGAUCAUAGAUUUCAAAAAUAACGUAUAUCAAUUACAUUUUAUCAAGUAUUUUUUGUCUGGCUAUAUGCUUCGUGUUUUUUUCGUGAUUUCCAUAAAAUACCUUACAUUUAUUUUUAAGAGUCGACAUAUGAAAGACUUCAAUUCAUCCAAGUUGAUCUGAUACAUCUUUAAAAGUUGAGAAUCCUUAUUUCCCAAAGAAGUUGGACACUUCAAAAGCGCAUCUUCCAACCAAAACUGCAUAAUGAUCCAAUAUUAUUUACAUAAUCUUUUUAUUGUGACAACGUAGUAAUCACAGUUUUAUAUUGGCAUGUGUUGAAAUCCCUUCUGAAUGAUUAAACGUUACGUUUCUGAUAACAAAACAGAAUGUUUGUUACAAAAAUGCAAGUUAUUAUUUUGCAAUUUGUACGGUGGACUUUUAUUGAUUGGUAUCACACAUGUAACAAGAAAUAUACGAAGUGAAUACUCAAAA
Schistosoma margrebowiei is the source of this 2175-nucleotide messenger RNA. Lineage: Eukaryota; Metazoa; Platyhelminthes; Trematoda; Strigeidida; Schistosomatidae. The record is from the annotation of a GenBank genome assembly.